AAUAAUGAACCGAAGACCGAUCCGGAGCAGUCGUGGAGGCGGAUCUGAGGCUCAGGAACGCUGGCCGCCUCAGCUGAUUCAUGGUAAACAACACGCGUCUCGGGCGUCUUGUCGCAGUGUUUAUAAUGGCGGGUCACCCUAAAGAUGUGGUGAUAACUGAUGAGCACCCCAAGACACUCCUGCUCCAGAAACACGCCGAUUAUAUUGUUGGAUACAGCAAAAAAAAGGAGGAUUAUGAAUUUACGAUGACUGAGCACUUCCGGAUGUCUGGCAUGUACUGGGGCAUCACGGCAGUGGAUCUGUUGUCACAAUUAGAGAGGAUGGAUCGUUCUGCAAUAAUUGAAUUUGUCCGUCAGUGUCAAGAUGAGACGACUGGUGGAUUUUCCCCAAGUCUUGGCCAUGAUGCUCAUUUACUGUAUACACUCAGUGCUGUCCAGAUACUUGUAAUAUUAGAUGGUAUGGAUGACGUGGAUGUUGAUGGUGUAGUAAGGUUCAUCGUGGGUCUGCAGAAUGAAGAUGGGUCGUUCUCUGGUGACCAGUGGGGGGAAGAAGACACCAGAUUUUCCUUUUGUGCCGUUGCAUGUCUGGCUUUACUUAAAAGGCUGGAUGCAAUUAAUACAGACAAAGCAGUUGAGUUUGUAAUGAAAUGCCAGAAUGUGGAUGGAGGGUUUGGAACAAGACCAGGGUCUGAGAGCCAUGCUGGACAAAUAUACUGCUGUGUAGGUCUCCUCUCAAUCACAGGUCAGUUACACAGAGUGAACGGAGACCUCCUUGGUUGGUGGCUGUGUGAGCGGCAAUUACCGUCAGGGGUGAAUGGCCGACCAGAGAAGUUGCCAGAUGUAUGCUAUUCUUGGUGGGUGUUAGCUUCCCUUAAAAUGCUUGACAGACUUCAUUGGAUUAAUGCCGACAAAAUGCGCCUUUUCAUAAUGGCAACGCAGGAUCCUGAGACGGGAGGCUUUACUGAUCGACCAGGGGAUAUGGUGGACCUAUAUCAUACUCUCUUUGGACUUGCUGGCCUCUCAUUACUUGGAGAAACUGGACUUAAAGAAAUUAAUCCCGUGUUUUGCAUGCCCCAGUAUGUGCUGGAUCGUAUCUCUGUGUCUGUUCAGAUGAUGUCCACAUGAUUAUAUAGAUAUAAAAAAAAAUUAUAUUUACAUGAUUUAAAAUAUGUAGAAAUUUUAUAUUGAACAAUUCUUUAUUGGAUUUACUAAAGGUAUCAAAUACUGUACUGCAUUAACAAAUAACAUUGAUUGUUGUACAUUCCAUUUGUUUUGCUGAUAUUAUAGCAUGUUUUGAAUACAGUGGCACCUCGACUUACGAUAAUUUCGAGUUGCGAUAUAAAUUUUAUCGGAAAAUGCAACUCGACUUAGUUGACGACACUAUCAUAAUGAUAUUUGUUGAUACACGUUCGGGUCAACUGAGUGCAUGUUUCCCGGUUGCGCGGGCCGACCCGUCUCAGUUUACUAGAGCUGCCCACUUAGUGACGAUUACGCUUAUAAGAAAUUCUAUUUUUAUUUUUUUUUUUAUUUUUUGUUUUUUGAACAUAAAACUGAUUAUUAUAUAUCAUGCCAUGGGUCCCAAGAAAGUCAGUGGUAAGGUUCAACAUAUGAAAAAACAUGUGAGGAUGUCCAUAGAGGUAGUACAGAAUAUCCCUGCCUUAAAAAUUAAGAAAAUGUGUGCAGCAUGGGAAGAACUGUAAACUUUUGCUGGAAUAACUCGCCCAAAUCAAGCUGCAGUAAGUCGUUGCCUUAACCUUUUCAAUGACACUGUGAUGCAUCUCUACAGACAAAUGUUAAAAUGAAGGGAAAACGAGUGUCACUAGACAAAUUUUUAGUGAGACAAACUAGCAGUGAACCACAACCAGGUCCUAGUGGUAUGAAGGCAAAACGUGCCAGUGUGUGUACCCCAGUGAAAUCAUUACUGCCUGAUGUUAUAAUGGAAGGGGACUCCCCUUCCAAACAGUAACACCUCUCCUCCUCCCUGUCUUCCAUAUGCCAACAAGGGUCAUCAGUAAAGGUAAGCAAUAACUUGUACAUACUUUUGUAAUGAAGAUUUGAGUGAAUUAGGUAUAAAAUUAACUUUGAAGUUAAUUUUUGGGGGAGUCGGGAACGGAUUAAUUCAUUUCCCUUUAUUUCUUAUGGGAAAAAUCGUUUUGACUUACAAUACAUCUCUGGAAACAGAUUACUAUCGUAAAUCGAGGCCCCACUGUAUUGGAAAUGACUGACUUUGCUGUAAGGACAUUUCAGAGAUUCACCGCAUACAAAUUUCUACGUGCUCUUGCAAAAUGAAACCAGAAGAGAAAAUAAAUUAACAGUCCCAAAGUACAUAGGUCUAACAUAGCACACAUAAUAAUGAAAGAUGUGCAUACAUUAUAUUCAUUCUACACAUGUUAAUUAUCUACAUGACAACCACUAUGUUAAGUGGUCUUUUUUUUUUUUUUUUUUUUUUUUUUUUUUUUUAAUUCACACUAUAUUUGUAUUGGCAAACCAUGCACCUGUGAUAAUCAAACUGGAAUUGGUGUACUGGAGCUUGGACUACAAACAUUAGAAAUCAUAAUUUCCAUAUAUCCAGAUGUAUAUUUUUGUAGCACGUACCACACACUAGACAUGGCUCUCGGAAUAGUCCAGCAGCUUUAUUUGUGGUACCUUAUAAUAAUUAACGGAUUCUUAGUCAUUACCGACAAAUAAGCCAACCUAAAUGUUAGUUAAAAUUAAUUUAGCCCACCUUUUAUGGUUAGCACGGUGUUAAGAAAACUGUGUGUAGAGUGGCACCUCCAAAAUCCAACUCAUAUUGUUCUGGUUUUCAGAAAUUUGCCAUUUUCUUUUUGCCAAUCAAAUUUAAUGGAUUUUUCUUAUAGGAAGCAAUACAUAUUUACAUAUAAGUAAUACAGUAUAAUGAUUGUGUGAGUAUAAGUAAAUUCUGUGAGAAUAAGUAAUAAAUAUUGCAUGCCCCCAAAACCAUGAAACAUUAAUUUAUUUACUUACCUUUCUUUAACACUGGCUGAUGUUGAUACCCCAGAGGCAGCAAAAUGCAGUUACAGUACUAUGUCAUGAUGUCUGUUAAACUAGUCUUGAAGUCCGCAGUGCAGAUGGUUACUGCCACUCUCUCGGCUACAGACUGUAACUGUGCACCACCAACAGCCAGCCCCAGGCUACAGUGCUACUUAAAUCACUGAUAAACAGCCCAUCAUCUAAAUCCUCAUUCUUAGGAGGUUUCAAUGUUGUUAUUUUGUCACUUCUCUUUCCACACUGGUCUCCAUUUUAAU
Molecule: messenger RNA, 3265 nt
Organism: Procambarus clarkii (red swamp crayfish)
Lineage: Eukaryota; Metazoa; Arthropoda; Malacostraca; Decapoda; Cambaridae
Gene: RabGGTb
Product: geranylgeranyl transferase type-2 subunit beta
Biological process (GO): protein geranylgeranylation
Cellular component (GO): Rab-protein geranylgeranyltransferase complex
Molecular function (GO): Rab geranylgeranyltransferase activity
Source: RefSeq, a predicted model, not a curated record